Oryza sativa Japonica Group (Japanese rice) is the source of this 1697-nucleotide messenger RNA. RefSeq lists its product as uncharacterized. The record is from RefSeq and is a predicted model, not a curated record. NCBI's taxonomy places the organism in Eukaryota, Viridiplantae, Streptophyta, Magnoliopsida, Poales, Poaceae.
UUCUAAUCCUCCGUCCUCUCCCUCUCCUCUCCCAAGUCCCCACCGCCGCCACGAUGCAGCUCCGGCGACUCCUUGCUCUCUCCGGUGAGGUCUCCGGCCGCCUCCGCCGCCGCUCCCACUCGACGUUCGCCUCUCCCUCGCGUCCUGCGUGGGCCAUGGUGGUCAGCGAGCCGCAAGAGGAGGCGCCGGAGCUACGCGCGACCUUCCGCCUCGCAGAGCCCCCGCGUGCCUCCCAACUCCUCGUCCCCUACGACGCCAUCCGUCCCCGCGGUAGCCAGGGCCCCCUUUGUGCCGCCGCCGAGGAAGCGACCAGCGAGGACGGCCUGCUCCUCCUCCGCGCCAUUGUUGCGCAUGGCGCCUGCGCCUGCGCCCACGCGACGGCUCCCAACCUCCCCGCUUCGUCUCGGCCUCCGGGCCAGAGGAGCGUCGCUCGCGUCGUCUGCAACCCUCUCACCGGCCAGCUGCUCCGCCUCCCGGACAUCGACGGUGCAAGCAGCGAGGUUUCGCCCGGUCUGAUGGGCUACGCCGGCUUGCUCACCCAAGCCGACGGCGGCGACGGGCCGCCCGACAGGUACGCGGUGGCCGAGGUCAGCUGCGACGACUUCGUCAUGCACCGAUUCCUCUCGGAGACGGGGAGGUGGGACGCGAUGCCGGGAUUCCUGUCCCCGCUGCCGGCCGCGCGCCCGAUCGUCGUGGACCAGCCGGUGGUGGCUUUCGGCGGCCGGCUGUGGUGGAUCGACCUCGCCUGGGGCGCCGUCUCCGUCGACCCGUUCGCCGACGAGCCCGAUUUCCGAUUCGUCGAGCUGCCGAGGGGCAGAGUGCUGCCUUCAUCCAACGAGAUGAGCUUCGAGAGGCGACGACGGAAGAAGGUGCUGAGCACGCACCGGCGCGUCGGGGUCAGCGAGGGGACGCUGCGCUACGUCGAGGUGUCCGGAGUGGAGCAGUUCGUGGUCAGGUCCUACGUGCUCGACGACGAUGGCAGCAGCUGGACGAUGGAGCAGAGCACAGCGCUGCGGGCGCAAGGGGCGCCCUUCCCGGGGAUGCCAGGCAUCGCUUGCAUCGAUCCGGUUAACGCCGACGUCGUGUACAUCAUGGUCGGGAGCGGGCUCGUUUUGGGAGUGGAUAUGGAGAGGGGGAUGGGGUUUGGGCUUUCUGUGCUGGAUGAGCCUGCCUGGCCGACACCCUGCGUGCUCCCGCCGUGGCUUGAAUCAACCCGGAUCCCUUCUUCUACAGAAACCCUUUUGAGCAAGAAGACCAAUGUUGAAAGGAAGUCUUUGGCAGACAUGCUGGUUCGUGUAGAUAGAUGCUGUUAAAAAUGAAGCACACUGGCUAAUUCAUCUAUUGGGUUCAUAAUCUAAAUGCAAGUGCUAUGAUCAAUUAAGAUGUUAAUGGUGGUAAUUGCUGAACUCUUUUUUUUUGUGAAAAUCUGGGGAAUGAAGAAGUUUGGUUUGUUUGUCUUUGCUGAUAAAAUCAGUUAAGUCUUAUUUUGGUGAGGUUGUGGGAGUUUCGCCAUUUCAGUGCUCCGACUUGUUGGUCGUUCCAUCAGAAUGAUUCGGUUCAAUCAGCAUGUAAUGGCUACUAUAAAGUACAAACAGCUUGCAUGGCAUCAGUUCUGUUACUUUGUAAGCAUAUUAUGGAUGGCUUCGCAUCUCUUGUGCAAAUGCUUGGCCUUAAUAUUUUUUUUCUUUUAUCCUAGA